Cooperia oncophora is the source of this 1146-nucleotide messenger RNA. NCBI's taxonomy places the organism in Eukaryota, Metazoa, Nematoda, Chromadorea, Rhabditida, Trichostrongylidae. The record is from the annotation of a GenBank genome assembly.
AUGAGCGGUACCGCCGUCGAUGCCGAUGGUCUUAUUGAGGGCAACUAUGAACAAGUUGUGGCGAGUUUUGAUGAGAUGAAUUUGAAGCAGAAUCUUCUGAGAGGAAUUUAUGCAUUCGGUUUCGAAAAGCCGUCUGCCAUCCAGCAGCGUGCAAUUGUGCCUUGCACUACUGGUCGUGACGUCAUUGCACAGGCUCAGUCUGGUACAGGAAAAACUGCUACUUUUUCCAUCUCCAUCCUUCAGCGCAUAGACGAAAAUGAACCCAGUGUCCAGGCUCUCGUCAUGGCUCCCACUCGUGAAUUGGCUCAGCAGAUCCAGAAAGUUAUGUGCGCUCUCGGAGACUACAUGAAUAUCAAAGUGCACGCCUGCAUUGGAGGAACAAGUAUUCGCGAUGAUCAGCGCAAGUUGGAGAGUGGAGUGCAUGUCGUUGUGGGAACCCCCGGUCGUGUAAACGAUAUGAUCAAUCGCAAUGUACUACAGACGAAUCGUAUAACAAUGUUUGUGCUGGAUGAAGCUGAUGAGAUGCUUUCGCGUGGUUUCAAGGAUCAGAUCUACGAGGUGUUCAAGACUUUACCGCAGGAGGUUCAGGUUGUGCUGUUGUCGGCUACUAUGCCUGCCGAUGUACUUGAUGUAACUAAUCGUUUUAUGAGAAAUCCGAUCCGUAUUCUUGUGAAGAAAGAAGAGCUUACCCUCGAGGGUAUCCGUCAAUUCUAUAUAAACGUGCAAAAGGAUGAAUACAAGUUUGAAACCCUCUGCGAUCUUUACGAUGCUGUGAAUGUGGAACAGCUGACCGAGCAAAUGACUAAGAAACAGUUCACCGUAUCCAGCUUGCACGGAGAUAUGGAACAGCAAGACAGAGACGUUAUCAUGCGCGAAUUCCGGUCCGGAUCUUCCCGUGUUCUUAUUACAACCGAUCUGCUCGCUCGUGGUAUUGAUGUCCAGCAGGUGUCUCUUGUCAUAAACUAUGAUUUGCCGUCAAACCGAGAAAACUACAUUCAUCGUAUUGGUCGUUCGGGACGUUUCGGAAGGAAAGGAGUUGCCAUCAAUUUCAUCACCGAAAAUGAUGCACGUCAGCUAAAAGAUAUUGAGCAAUUCUAUAAUACUAUCAUUGAAGAAAUGCCCGCUGCAAUUACUGAUCUUCUUUGA